AUGCUGUAUUCUCUGCAGAGACCUGCACAGAUGUCGGUCGCUCGAUCGAUUGUCCAUCAAAGUCUUUCGAUCAAGGAACUUCAACGAAUAUUAAUUGAAGCUGAAAAGUUAUCCUGUCUACCUGAUGUGACAGAACCAAAGAAAAUUUAUCGUUUACUGUUGAACGAGGAGACAAAACGUGAUAGUACUAAUGUUAAAAAGAAUAAACGUCCUAAACCAUCGGUGUUAGCAUCGAUCGCUAAUAUGGUGAAACAUGACGUGCCUGCAGUUGUAUACAAACAGUUAGUCAGUAAAGUUGAUCCUGGUACGUUGAUUACUGAAAAUCAAGUGAGAUAUCAGAGACGAAAGGAACGGGAGACACAUCUUGUGUCGAAUGAUGAACUCGGUAGCAUAUUCGACAUGGCUAAGGAACUGGAUUGCUAUAUUCAACGUAUAGUCACUCAUCCAGUUUUGUCUGUCGUCAUGAUUAUGAAUGAUGGUUUAAAAGAUUUUGAUAGCUACGUAUCUUGUGUAUCCUAUCGUCAUCCUAUUUUUAAAGAACAACCAGCUAUCUUAUUAGGCACUCUGUUGCAUGAUACGAAACAAGAAGCGUGCCAUGAUGAAUUCGUGAUGAUAUUAAAGAAAUUAUGUCCACAGUUGCAAGACAAAUGGUGA
This is a messenger RNA of Didymodactylos carnosus, 654 nucleotides long. The record is from the annotation of a GenBank genome assembly. NCBI's taxonomy places the organism in Eukaryota, Metazoa, Rotifera, Eurotatoria, Philodinida, Philodinidae.